GCUGGCUCCUGGGCCGCAUGCGCAGUGAUUGUGUUGUCUCAAGCGUCGGUUUGUGGGGAGUCGUGUUCGUUCCGAAUCGGGGUCGGCAGCCGCGGGAAUGGAGCCGGUGGCGCCAGGUCCUCCUGCAACAACCAACUUGUUUCAGCCACCUCGCAGGCCAGGUCUUGGCACCGUAGGGAAACCUAUUCGUCUGCUAGCCAAUCACUUUCAGGUUCAAAUCCCUAAAAUUGAUGUUUAUCAUUAUGAAGUGGACAUUAAACCUGAGAAACGACCCCGCAGGGUUAACAGAGAAGUGGUUGACACCAUGGUCCGACACUUCAAGAUGCAAAUUUUUGGAGAUCGGCAACCAGGUUAUGAUGGGAAAAGGAAUAUGUACACUGCAAAUCCAUUACCAAUUGGGCGAGAGAGGGUUGACUUGGAAGUGACGCUUCCUGGGGAAGGCAAAGAUCAGACCUUCAAGGUUUCCAUACAAUGGGUCUCAGUUGUCAGUCUGCAGUUGCUGUUAGAAGCUUUGGCAGGACGUCUUAGUGAAGUUCCUGAGGAUUGUGUACAGGCACUUGACGUUGUAACAAGACACCUUCCCUCAAUGAGGUAUACCCCAGUGGGUCGUUCCUUCUUCUCUCCUCCAGAGGGUUACUACCACCCACUGGGUGGAGGUAGAGAAGUUUGGUUUGGUUUCCAUCAAUCUGUCCGACCUGCCAUGUGGAAUAUGAUGUUAAACAUUGAUGUAUCUGCAACUGCAUUUUACAGAGCUCAGCCAGUCAUUGAGUUCAUGUGUGAGGUGCUAGACAUUCAGAACAUCAAUGAGCAAACCAAACCACUGACUGAUUCUCAGCGCGUAAAGUUUACCAAAGAAAUAAGAGGUCUGAAAGUAGAGGUGACUCACUGUGGACAGAUGAAAAGGAAAUACCGAGUAUGUAAUGUUACCCGACGGCCAGCCAGUCACCAGACGUUUCCUCUGCAACUGGAAAAUGGGCAAGCAAUGGAAUGUACAGUGGCACAAUAUUUCAAACAAAAAUACAAUUUGCAGCUCAAGUAUCCUCACUUACCUUGUCUGCAGGUGGGACAAGAACAGAAGCACACCUAUCUGCCACUUGAGGUAUGUAACAUUGUAGCAGGGCAGCGUUGCAUCAAGAAACUAACAGACAAUCAAACGUCAACAAUGAUCAAAGCAACAGCACGAUCAGCGCCCGACCGACAAGAGGAGAUUAGUCGUCUGGUGAAGAGUAACAGUAUGAUUGGCGGGCCAGAUCCAUAUCUAAAGGAGUUUGGUAUUGUCGUUCAUAAUGAAAUGACUGAGGUUACAGGUCGAGUGCUGCCUGCACCGAUGCUCCAGUAUGGAGGCAGGGUAAGUCUGAUGUUGGACGGAAGCAGCUGGAAUUGUGAAUGCACAGGACUUGAAAAUAAGACUGUCGCUACCCCAAACCAAGGGGUGUGGGACAUGAGAGGCAAACAGUUCUAUGCUGGCAUUGAAAUCAAAGUUUGGGCAGUUGCCUGCUUUGCACCACAGAAACAGUGCCGGGAGGAAGUUUUAAAAAAUUUUACUGACCAGCUGCGUAAGAUUUCAAAAGAUGCCGGAAUGCCUAUUCAGGGGCAGCCAUGUUUCUGUAAAUAUGCACAAGGUGCAGACAGUGUAGAACCCAUGUUUAAACACUUGAAGAUGACUUAUGUUGGUCUGCAGUUGAUUGUGGUCAUCCUGCCUGGAAAAACCCCUGUAUAUGCUGAAGUGAAACGUGUGGGUGACACACUAUUGGGAAUGGCAACACAAUGUGUUCAGGUGAAGAAUGUAGUCAAAACAUCUCCACAAACAUUAUCAAAUCUCUGCUUAAAGAUCAACGCAAAACUUGGUGGCAUCAAUAACGUCCUUGUACCUCAUCAGCGGCCUUCCGUGUUCCAGCAGCCUGUCAUCUUCUUGGGAGCUGAUGUCACACACCCUCCAGCUGGAGAUGGCAAGAAACCUUCCAUUGCUGCUGUGGUUGGUAGUAUGGAUGGACAUCCCAGCCGAUACUGUGCAACAGUACGUGUGCAGACAUCUAGACAAGAAACUUCUCAGGACCUCCAGUUCAGUCAAGAGGUGAUCCAAGAUUUGUCCAACAUGGUCCGGGAGCUCCUAAUUCAAUUUUACAAAUCGACCCGCUUCAAGCCAACACGCAUUAUCUACUACAGGGGUGGAGUUUCUGAAGGACAAAUGAAACAGGUCGCCUGGCCUGAGCUUAUUGCCAUUCGGAAAGCCUGCAUUAGCCUGGAGGAGGAUUACAGACCUGGCAUAACAUACCUCGUCGUUCAGAAACGACAUCAUACGCGACUCUUCUGUGCCGACAGAAGUGAAAGGGUGGGUAAAAGUGGCAAUGUCCCUGCUGGCACCACUGUUGACAGCACCAUCACCCAUCCUUCAGAGUUUGAUUUCUACCUUUGUAGUCAUGCAGGAAUUCAGGGUACCAGCCGCCCCUCACAUUACCAUGUCUUGUGGGAUGACAACUGCUUCUCAGCUGAUGAAUUGCAGCUCCUUACCUAUCAGCUGUGUCAUACUUAUGUGCGGUGCACACGUUCUGUCUCAAUUCCUGCACCAGCAUAUUAUGCCAGGCUGGUUGCAUUCAGAGCAAGAUACCACCUUGUGGACAAAGAUCACGACAGUGCUGAAGGGAGCCACAUCUCUGGACAGAGCAAUGGACGGGAUCCACUGGCGCUUGCCAAGGCUGUACAAGUCCACCAUGAUACUCAACACACAAUGUAUUUUGCAUAAGACCUGCUGAAGUUUCCAGCGAUUUUUUUUUCCCCUAGCAUACUGUGCCGUUGUGAAACGUCCUUACUUAGUGCUAAUUUUUUUUAACAAACUCUUUUGAGGGCCAAGCCGGUUUCAGACCGUAGUCUACCAGCGAAUAGGAUGCAACGCACUGAAUGACUCAUUUACUCAUUAGGAUUUAAAUGCACAGAGAAAUGAGCCAUUGUUCUUCAAAAUCUAUCAGAAGCACUAUAUAAGGACAAUACAGGUGGUUUUUUUUCCACUGUACUGAUUUUAUAUUUUUUACCUCAAGGCACCAAGGCCGAACAUCCUAAGGAAAAUAUGCAUGAAUGACUUCGGGUGUUACUACAUUCAGUAGCAAGUUUUGAUAUUGUGUGUUUUCUUUCUCUGUUUAUACGAGGUAAUACUGUUGUAAGACUCCCAUCUAUUUUUAAUCUUUUACAAACAGACUGAUGUGGGUAUGUGCGUGUGAGAAUGAAUUUUGUAGAUAGUUUUGAGUAUGUCUAUUGUGCAAAAGUUUCAAAGGGUGCCCUUGAAAUUUAUACAUGUAAAGGGACAAGUAUUUCCAAACUAUACAAGUACAGGCAAACCCCAUCAUUAUGCACUCAGAUAACGUCAAAGGAGUUAUUAACUUGGCAGGGUUUGUGCUCUUCCUGACUUCGCAGCUUCCGAGAGAUUAAAGUUGGUUAAAAAUGCUAGACGUUUAUGCUGGGAUUUAAAGGGAAGUUUGUCUGUAUAUUAGCAUGAAGUAAACCAUUUUAGAGAACUAUGGUUCCAAAGUGGAAAAGCAAAAUACUGCAAAUGUUGGAAAUCUGAAAUAACAACAGGAAAUUCUGAAAAUACUCAGCAGAUGACGCAGCAUCUGACAGCAUCUGUGGCGACAGAGCAGAGUUAACGUUUCAGUUU
This is a messenger RNA of Carcharodon carcharias (great white shark), 3649 nucleotides long. RefSeq names its product argonaute RISC component 4 (gene ago4). The record is from RefSeq and is a predicted model, not a curated record. Lineage: Eukaryota; Metazoa; Chordata; Chondrichthyes; Lamniformes; Lamnidae. The coding region runs from base 98 to 2743 and encodes 881 amino acids. The transcript has 19 exons. Gene Ontology annotation, molecular function: protein binding; RNA binding.